AUGGUUCACUGUGCAGCACUCGGUUAUACUAGAAGUUCUAGCAAAAAAAAUGAUGAAAAAAUCAGUUUUUUCAAACUUCCAAAAGACGCAAAGAUAAAACAGAUGUGGAUUUCAAAGCUGAAACGAGUCAACAUGCCUAAAGAACAAAACAUCCACGUGUGUCAUAUUCAUUUUGAUAGUGACUGCUUCAAAAGAGAUCUCAAGAAUGAAAUGCUUGGUUUGCCUACGAGACGGAUUUUAACGAAAGGGGCUGUACCGACAAAUUUUGUCUACUCCAAAGCACAAGAAAAACGGAAAUCGUCGCAAAGGUUGGAGCAAAAAGACGCUGCAUUGACAAAGCGCAAGCUCAUCGAUGAAGCUAUCCAUAACAACGCCGAAAUGGAACAUAUCGACAUAGAGAAUUUUCUGCUUGAGAAUUCGAAAUACUGCCAAACUGAAUUCGUCGUAGCAGCUCCGUCAGUACGAUCCGUGGAGACAAGACAAAAGAGCUCAAUGUGA
This is a messenger RNA of Hydractinia symbiolongicarpus, 498 nucleotides long. RefSeq names its product THAP domain-containing protein 1-like. Gene Ontology annotation, molecular function: sequence-specific DNA binding. The transcript is spliced from 2 exons. Bases 1 to 498 code for a protein of 165 amino acids. NCBI's taxonomy places the organism in Eukaryota, Metazoa, Cnidaria, Hydrozoa, Anthoathecata, Hydractiniidae. The record is from RefSeq and is a predicted model, not a curated record.